Sinocyclocheilus grahami is the source of this 525-nucleotide messenger RNA. Its product is annotated as tetratricopeptide repeat protein 21B-like. The coding region runs from base 226 to 525 and encodes 99 amino acids. The record is from RefSeq and is a predicted model, not a curated record. Lineage: Eukaryota; Metazoa; Chordata; Actinopteri; Cypriniformes; Cyprinidae. Gene Ontology annotation, cellular component: intraciliary transport particle A. The transcript has 3 exons. Gene Ontology annotation, biological process: intraciliary retrograde transport; protein localization to cilium.
GAGAUUGUGGCGCCACCCUGCGGUGAGCAAGUAGAAGUGCGCCACUGUUCCACUGAGUCGUCACUUCCUGGUUUCCAAGCGGAAAUAGCGGAGUUUGUUUGGUUACUAUGAUGCUUCAUCUGCUUAUCAAAGGUAGCGAGAACGGGAUAGAAAGACCCUCUCCGCACAGAAGCGUCUGUUUUGUAUGUUUCCAGGGUUGUUCUGACGGCUGCAGGGUGUGACAUUAUGGCGGGGGUUGAUGAUGAGGAAUGCGCGCUUGCAUUGAUCUUAUACUGCUGCCAGGAAAAGUACUCCAGUCAUGUUGUAGAUGUUUCCAGUGAAGCUCAACGGAAGUUCAGUCAUGAUUCAGUCUUCGCAUUCCUCCACGCUUAUGGGCUGCUCAUGCAAGAGCAAGUGUUGGAUGCCAUUCAGGAGCUGGAGCAGCUGAAGGAGAGAGGAGACGUUUCCCUCGGUGUGCUCAUGGCUCUGGUUUAUGCCCACAAGAAAAGACCAAACCCUGGUAGAUCUUUUGCACGUCUUGAUUAA